CCUCCGCCACACACGCGCCCGGGCGACGGCGGCGGCGGCGGCGAGAGCUGGUCGCAAAGGCGGCGGCGGCGGCGGCGGCGCAGGGAGGCCAGCAGAGCUCGCUUUUGCGCCUGAUCUGCAGCCGCGGGGGGCGUCCGCCCAAGACAGCUGCGGGGCUCCGCAACCCACUAUCCGCCAGCCCGGAGGAACUACAAAUCCGGAGCCGCUCUGCUUGGGGGAUCUCCGGCGGCGGCGGCCUCCUGCAGCGGAGCGAGAGGAAGAGGACGAGGAGGCGGAGAGGCGGGCGGCUGGGGAGGGGGUCCGCCAGUUCCGCCCGCCCGCCCGCGCGUGCGAUCCAGCCAGCCAGCCAGCCGGCGCCCGGGCAGCAGCGGCUCUCCCCUCCCCAAGGCGGGCGGACGGGCGAGGGAGGGAGGGAGGCGGCGCUCCGCCGCAGCCGAGCAGCAGCAGCAGCAGCAGAAGCAGCGAGUCCAUCUCUGCCUGCAGCAGCGGCGGCGGCGCUGAAGCAGCUCCGGCUCUCCCGGCUCCCGGCUCGCGCCUCGGAGUCAGCCAGCCAGACUCGUUUGGCUUUUUCCUGCCUUCUCCAAUUCCCGACUCGGCUGCUGGGGUCUCCCCGCGAGGAAGGCGCGGGAGGGGGAGCGCCUCGGCGGAGCUUAAGCCGUCCUCGCUUCGCCCGCCGGGGGAGCGCAGCGGAGGGAGCUCCAUGGGCGGCUGUCGGGGCGCAACAGGUGCGGCGGCGGCGGCGGCGGCGGCUUGAGCGGGGCGCGGGGAGCCCGGCGCGGUCGGCGGGGAUGCCCCGGCGGGCUUGGCUGCUGCCGGUGCUGCUGGCGGGCUGGGCCGCGGCGCUGAAGAACCUGAACUACACGGUGCCCGAGGAGCAGGGCGCCGGCACGGUGAUCGGCAACAUCGGGCGCGAUGCGCGCUUGCAGCCGGGCGCGGGGGCGUCGUCGUCGGGGGGGACCGACCUGCAGCGCGGUCGCCCGGCGGCCACCUUCCGCGUGCUGGAGAACUCCGCGCCGCACCUGCUGGACGUGGACGCCGAGAGCGGCCUGCUGUACACCAAGCAGCGCCUGGACCGCGAGGCGCUGUGCCGCUGGAGCGCCCGCUGCCUGCUCUCGCUCGAGGUCUUCGCCAACGACCAGGAGAUCUGUAUGAUCAAGGUGGAGGUGCAGGACCUCAACGACAACGCGCCCGCCUUCCCCGCCGACCAGGUCGAGCUGGACAUCGCCGAGAACGCCGCGCCGGGCACCCGCUUCCCGCUGGCCGGCGCGCACGACCCGGACGCCGGGCCCAACGGCCUGCGCACCUACCUACUCAGCCGCGACGACGCCGGCCUCUUCGGCCUGGACGUGAAGGCCCGCGGCGACGGCUCCAAGUUCCCCGAGCUGGUGGUCCGCAAGCCGCUGGACCGCGAGGAGCAGAGCCACCACGCCCUGCUGCUGACCGCCCUGGACGGCGGCGAGCCGGCGCGCUCGGGCACGGUGCGCCUCGACGUGCGCCUGGUCGACUCCAACGACAACAGCCCGGUCUUCGAGGCGCCCUCCUACGUGGUGGAGCUGCCCGAGAACGCGCCGCCGGGCACGGCCGUCAUCGACCUCAACGCCACCGACGCCGACGAGGGCACCAACGGCCAGGUGCUGUACGCCUUCAGCGGCUACGCUCCCGAGCGCGUCCGGCAGCUCUUCAGCCUCGACCCGCAGACGGGCCUGAUCCGCGUCAAGGGCGACCUGGACUACGAGGAGGGCGCCCUGCUGGAGAUCGACGUGCAGGCCCGCGACCUGGGGCCCAACCCGGUGCCGGCCCACUGCAAGGUCACCGUGCGCCUGGUGGACCGCAACGACAACGCCCCCGCCAUCGGGUUCGUCUCCGUCCGCCAGGGGGCGCUCAGCGAGGCCGCCCCGCCGGGCACCGUGGUGGCCCUGGUGCGGGUCACCGACCGCGACUCCGGCCGGAACGGGCAGCUGCAGUGCCGCGUGCAGGGAGAGGGCAGCGGCGGCGACGGAGCCGCCCCCUUCGCCCUGGAGGAGAACUACGACAAUCUGUACACGGUGGUGACUGAUCGCCCCCUGGACAGGGAGGUCCAGGACGAGUACAACGUCACCAUCGUGGCCAGGGACGGCGGCACCCCCCCACUCAACUCCACCAAGUCGUUCACGGUGCGGAUCCUGGAUGAGAACGACAACCCGCCCCGCUUCAACAAGAACCUCUACGUCCUGCAGGUGCCCGAGAACAACAUCCCCGGUGAGUACCUGGGCUCAGUGCUGGCCAAGGAUCCGGACCUGGGCCAGAAUGGCACGGUCUCCUAUUUCCUUCUCCCCGGCCACGUGGGGGACGUCUCCAUCUUCACCUAUGUCUCCGUCAACCCCUCCAAUGGCGCCGUCUACGCUCUGCGCAGCUUCAACUAUGAGCAGACAAAGCACUUUGAGUUCCACGUGCUGGCCAAAGACUCGGGUUCCCCGCACCGGGAAAGCAACGCCACCGUCCGGGUCACCGUCCUGGAUGUCAACGACAACGCCCCCGUCAUUGUCUUGCCCACCCUGAUCAACGACACGGCCGAGCUCCAGGUGCCUCGCAAUGCCGGCGUGGGGUACCCCGUGGGCACCGUCCGUGCCUUGGACAGUGACUUUGGGGAAAGCGGGCACCUCACCUAUGAGAUUGUGGAAGGCAACGACGAGCACCUCUUUGAGAUGGACCCUGAAAGUGGGGAGAUCCGCACCCUGCACCCUUAUUGGGAAGAGCUGAGCCCCGUGGCCGAGCUCGUGGUCAAGGUCAGUGACCACGGAAAGCCGAGCCUGUCUGCCGUGGCGAAGCUGAUUGUCCGGGCCUUGGCUGGGCCUCUUCCAGAAGCUGGGGAGCCUCAGGUGAAUGGGGAGCAGCAAAGGAGACCCCACUGGGACAUGUCUCUUCCCUUGAUCGUCACCCUCAGCACCGUGUCCAUCAUCCUUUUGGCCGCCAUGAUCACCAUCGCCGUCAAGUGCAAACGCGAGAACAAGGAGAUUCGCACCUACAACUGCCGCAUCGCUGAGUACAGCCACCCCCAGCUGGGGGGAGGGGGAGGGGGCGGAGGCGGGGGCGGGGGCAGCGGAGGGGGCAAGGGCAAGAAGAAGAAGAUCAGCAAGAACGACAUCAUGCUGGUGCCCAGCGAAGGGGAGGACAGCCGGGGGCCCCUCAAUGUCAUGAAUGUGGUCAGCAGCCCCUCCUUGGCGACCUCGCCCAUGUACUUUGACUACCAGACCCGCCUGCCCCUGAGCUCGCCCCGGUCGGAGGUCAUGUACCUGAAGCCCGCCUCCAACAACUUGACUGUGCCACAGGGCCACGUGGGGUGCCACACCAGCUUCACGGGGCAAGGGACUAACGUCACAGAGGCUCCCUCCAACAGGAUGUCCAUAAUUCAGACAGACAAUUUUCCCGCAGAGCCCAAUUACAUGGGCAGCAGGCAGCAGUUUGUUCAAAGCUCCACGUUCAAGGACCCAGAACGGGCCAGCUUGAGAGAUAGCGGGCACGGGGACAGUGACCAGGCUGACAGUGACCAAGAUACUAACAAAGGCUCCUGCUGUGAUAUGUCCGUGAGGGAGGCUCUCAAGAUGAAAACGACUUCGACUAAAAGCCAGCCACUUGAACAAGCAUUCCCGACUUUGCUUUCCUUUGCUAUCCUCACCCUACACACCAUCACAGCUAGACUUCAGUCUGUUGAUCUUCUGCCAGAACAGCAAGGGAGAGGCCAAAGAGCCAUUGUUGGGAUCUGUGGACCGGCCCGCUGUAAAGAAGGAAAAUUUUCAGAACAAGAGGAGUGCGUUAACUGCACCGACGAAUGCCGGGUGCUUGGUCAUUCCGACCGGUGUUGGAUGCCCCAGUUCCCUACUGCCAACCAGACCGAAAAUGCGGAUUAUCGAACAAAUCUCUUUGUCCCUACAGUGGAAGCGAACGUGGAGACUGAGACUUAUGAAACUGUGAACCCCACGGGGAAAAAGACUUUUUGUACAUUUGGGAAAGACAAGCGAGAGCACACAAUUCUCAUUGCCAAUGUGAAACCUUAUCUCAAAGCCAAACGUGCCCUGAGCCCUCUCCUCCAAGAGGUGCCCUCAGCCUCAAGCAGCCCAACCAAGACCUGUAUGGAGCCUUGUGCCUCAACAAAAGGGCCGCUGGAUAGUUGUGAAGUCAAAACGGGAGGCCUGGCUGACCCAAACAGCCAGUACUUGACCUCCACUGACAGUCAGUACCUAUCUCCUAGCAAACAACCCAGAGACGCAGCCUUCCUCGCGUCCGAUCAGAUGGCGAGGGUCUUUGCCGAGGUGCAUUCACGAGUCAGCCGAGACUCCGCCGACAUGGACUCUGUCUUGGAGCAGAUAGACCGUUCCAAUAGGGAACUAGGGAGAGAGUCAGUGGACGCGGAGGAAGUAGUGCGGGAGAUCGACAAGCUGUUACAGGACUGUCGGGGAAAUGACCCUGUAGCUGUGAGAAAGUGAAAAAACAAAAACAACAAAAAGACAGCCUGGCAUUUAUUUGCUUCUUCUGCUGAUUUAAAAACAAAACUAAAAUCUCCCCCUGGUUCUAAAAUUUAUACAGGGAUGAACGAAGACCAAUGCUGCUUUUACGGCUUUUAGUGAACAUCUGAAGUGCCCACACAGUAUGUUCUUUUUCACUGCUCUUUCUUUUUCACAGAUAACACUGGUUUCGUUUUGACCAAACUCUCAUUAGGACAGUGUGACAUAUGUAAAGAAAAUGGAAGAAAGGAAGGAAGGAGGGAAAGAAAGAAUGAAAGAAAGGAAAGAAAGAAAGAAAGAAAGAAAGAAAGAAAGAAAAAAAUUGGUGCCACUUUGACAAUCUAAUAGAAAGGUAUAAGGAUUUUUAAAAAGAUAAAUGGAACCUGAUGUUUAAGACUUGAUAGUUGACGUCAAUGUGAUUGUUUUCCUGUAGACCCCAUAAAAGUCAGGGCGGGAUAGGAUUUCCAGGAGUCCGUUAUGGGCUUCUACUGAAAAUCCUGAAACCGGAAACUGAUUAAACCAAGAAACAAACAUUCUCGUCAUAGACCGAGCUACACCGAGCAUUAACACACAUUUGUGACAACCAUUUCUGUACAAAAGUUAUCUGACACACAGACACACAGACACAGAACAACCCCUGUGAAUCCAUUCCAUCGCAUCGUUCCGCGAAAAUAUCCUGGUCAUUAGUAACACGACUCAUGAUUCAUACUAAAAUUCAGUGUAAAAUGGUAGAGUCCCAUGAUUGUCCAACACACACAUAAGCUAACUCAUGUGGUAAGAGGAGGGGGGGAAAGGGGCUUUUAGUGUCCGGCAAAACUCUAGGUUAGCAGUCCAUUUUGAACCUGAGGCGUAUUACAGGAUCACAAAUGAGAAUUACCCGUUUGACAGGGGAUAAUAGAGAAGAAGAAUUAACAUUAUUAACACCUUUUGUAGUUCAUUUGUGGACACUACGAUAGCUCAAGUGAGUGCAACCAUUUCAGCCAUCCGCGUCAAUCCACACCAACCAUUUAAAUGUUGAAAUGUGAGAAGAUUCAAUGUGUUUACAUCCAAUGACAUUUUUUAUUGAUUUAUUGCAGAUUCCGUGCAUUUGAGCCAAAUUGUUGAGUGUAUAAGAGCUAUAUUGUGUAUUUUAUUAAAUUAAUAUAUAGUUGUGUUGCAAAAACAAAAAAAAUGUGGGCUUAUAAUGUAAAUGGCAAGUGUUGCCUCAGUAGCUGUCAAACUCUAUGAGUUUUGUUCUCUUUUUCUCUCUCUCUCUCUUUGUUUUCCUUUUUUUCCCCCCCUGCGGGAGUGUGGGAAUCGGAGCCUCGGAGCAAAGUCUCUUGUUUAAUGUAUGGUCUACCAAGUACCGCAGUACAUAAUCUGUUCAAAUGUGUCUUGAGUUGAUGGCGCAAACCCGAACGGCCGAGAAAUGCAUCCAUCAGUCAUGGUUGUGUGCAAGUCCUUGUAGAAGCUUCUGUUGCAAUCCAUGUUUAAUAACAAAAAUUACACUUGAACCAA
Messenger RNA from Sphaerodactylus townsendi, 5978 nucleotides. RefSeq names its product protocadherin 17 (gene PCDH17). Gene Ontology annotation, cellular component: plasma membrane. Lineage: Eukaryota; Metazoa; Chordata; Lepidosauria; Squamata; Sphaerodactylidae. The record is from RefSeq and is a predicted model, not a curated record. The coding region runs from base 789 to 4463 and encodes 1224 amino acids. The transcript has 6 exons. Gene Ontology annotation, molecular function: calcium ion binding. Gene Ontology annotation, biological process: homophilic cell-cell adhesion.